This is a messenger RNA of Metarhizium brunneum ARSEF 3297, 1935 nucleotides long. RefSeq lists its product as uncharacterized. NCBI's taxonomy places the organism in Eukaryota, Fungi, Ascomycota, Sordariomycetes, Hypocreales, Clavicipitaceae. The record is from RefSeq and is a predicted model, not a curated record.
AUGGAAGAGUCUGCGCCAAAACGAAGACGCGUUUCUCCAGACCCUGAGGCACCAACAGCAGCAUCAAGACCUGCAGCUCAAGCACCAACCAACCUACCAACUACAACAACGUCACAGUCUCCCAACCGACGACCUAGACCAUCCUUUGCAUCACCCACUCGAGCAAGCCUUUCGCGCUACAACCCGCAAAUACUGGAACGACGCCGUUCAGCUUUCCGAUCGCCGCCAAAAGUCACAACCACAGCCCCGGCACCCAGCAAUCCGGCGCCCGGUGCUGCUCGACCACCGCCAGAAGCAGCCGGCAACAUCGGAGCGAGCGAAUCCAAUCAACCGGAAGAUACAGUCGAACAGACUGGAGGUGCACCACGACCAGCGACGAGCUCUCAGGCUGGGCCGGCAGGGCCACCACUUCGAACACCCACAAGACCAAGCCCAAGACCGUUUCCACCCCCCGCACCAGAAGGCGACGAUGAAUUAAAUCCUUUUCUAGGACGGAUGCAGAGACGAGAGCCCAUCACUGGGGUACCCAUACCCCCUCCCCCGGAACCAGAGCUCCCUCCAGCCGUCUCAGAUCCUGUAUCUUCAACGCCUCCGCGAGGCAUCCAUAGCAGCCCUAGAUGGAGAGACCGAGACAGGCAGAAAAAGAAGUCGCCAAUGAAAAGCUCACCGUUGAAACCGCGCGGCGUGAGCACCCCGGCCAGGAGGGUUGGCGUCUCGAUGAGUCCGGCUGGCUCUGCCGUGCAGAGAGAGCUGCCGUUGCAGGACCGAAGCUUGAAUGCCAACACAAACGCCGCUCGCCAAGUCCCUGCGUCUGAUAAGAAUAUGCACAAGCUGAAGGAGAGAAACCGCUUGCGGAGAGAGAUUGCAGUUUUGAGGAGAGAAAUCGAACUCGCGGCCCGGGAAAACGAGCGCAUCCGGGUUAUGCAGCGAGCAGGUCGAAUUGUGGCUCCUGAAAAUGAAGAGGACGUUUUAAAUCUGGUGCAAAAGACGUUGGUCGCCACGAGAACUGCUCCUACUCCAGGACUUGCUCACCAAAUGACACAAGCAGCGCUAAACCCCAUGGGAAUCUUGCCAUUUGGCCCUCCAAGAUUGGUGUCAAAUCAGCCAAGUCCCGAGACGGAUGAAGCAAACAUCAAAUCUCAUCACCCUGUUCCCAUGUCGGCUGCAGACGAUUUACCAUUUUUACAACUAUUCACUCCCUUCUCUGCCACGUCGCAGGUUUCCGUUCUACCCUCUGCCCAAAAUCAACCUCUACGGCAGCGGAGGCAAAUCACGCUACGGUCUCGAGAUGUCCCGGGCUUGUUUACAGCUAGAGUCGACAUGGUGGUCAAUGCGAUGAAUCUCAAUAUUCUGGCUCUCAAGGUCCCCGCGUUAGAGCCAUGCGCAAGACCAGAGCUCGGGCCCUUUGUUGAGAAGAUAUGCUCCGGAGAUUGCAACAGAACAAUGCAGCAUAAUGUUGGCAUCCUAUCUUGGGCAAUGGGGGAGUGGUAUCGCGUGGCAGUACAGCGAGCUCGCUUUUGGUUCCAGUUGGAGCAGAGUCUGGCCGCCAAGGGCGAUUACUUGGAUGCGAUAUCGCGAAUGCGAUCGGAGCCUGGACUGGGCGAGGACAAUUCCCAGGACGACGACUUGGACACAUGCAGCAAAUCAGACCUCUUUCGCUUUCUCGGCCAGCAAUCGUACGAUGUGCCAGUCCCAACGAUUACAGGAGAAGGCCCAGAAUCGGCUGUGCGGUUGGAAUGGAAGAUUAAGCUCGACUGGACUGGGGAGGCACAAAGCAAAAUGGGACUGUUCCUUGGGAUCCCUGGCAAAUGGCGGCAAGCUGAUGAAAGGGGAGUGUUUGGUCAAUUUGCCAAACUAUUCGAGGUUUUGAUCGAAGGCGGCCAACCCCCAAGAAAAGCAGUGCAAACCAUUGUGGCGCUUCUGACAGGUGCCUAA